Messenger RNA from Selaginella moellendorffii, 990 nucleotides. RefSeq names its product mitochondrial phosphate carrier protein 3, mitochondrial. Lineage: Eukaryota; Viridiplantae; Streptophyta; Lycopodiopsida; Selaginellales; Selaginellaceae. The transcript has 6 exons. The annotation marks the transcript as partial. The record is from RefSeq and is a predicted model, not a curated record. Gene Ontology annotation, molecular function: phosphate transmembrane transporter activity. Gene Ontology annotation, biological process: mitochondrial phosphate ion transmembrane transport. Gene Ontology annotation, cellular component: mitochondrial inner membrane.
UUCUUCAUACCUGCGGCGAGCGAGCCGGGGAAGAUCCCACUCUACUCGGCCGAGUUUUACGCUGCUUGCACCGCCGGAGGGAUUCUAAGUUGUGGCCUCACCCACACUUUCGUGACGCCAUUGGACAUCGUCAAGUGUAACAUGCAGAUUGAUCCGAAGAAGUAUAAGAGCAUAGGGACCGGCUUCUCCAUCAUCAAACAGGAGCAAGGUCCCAAGGGCCUGUUCAAAGGCUGGGGGCCGACUCUCAUCGGCUACAGCGCACAGGGAGCCUGCAAGUUCGGGCUGUACGAGUUUUUCAAAAAGUUUUACGCUGACAUGGUUGGAGAGGAAGUCGCCCACGACUACAAGACAUUCGUCUACCUGGCCGGCUCAGCAUCCGCGGAGUUCUUCGCCGAUAUCGCUCUGUGCCCGUUCGAAGCGAUCAAGGUCCGUGUGCAGACCAAGCCCGGCUUUGCUAACGGACUGAGGGAUGGGUUUUCGAAGUUUGUGGCACAAGAAGGAUACGGCGGGUUGUACAAGGGACUUGCGCCACUGUGGGGUCGACAAAUUCCCUACACGAUGAUGAAGUUUGCUUGCUUCGAAGGCACGGUGGAGGCCCUCUACAAGUACGUCGUCCCGGUACCAAAGGAGAAAUGCUCCAAGCUCACGCAACUGGAAGUUAGCUUCGCAGCCGGAUACAUUGCUGGUAUUUUCUGUGCAGUAGUUUCCCAUCCGGCAGACAAUCUCGUCUCCUUCCUCAACAGCACCAAAGGCGGAACAGUCGGCGACGCUAUUAAAAAGAUGGGACUCGUUGGCUUGAUGACCAGAGGUCUCCCUCUCCGGAUUGUCAUGGUCGGGACGCUGACAGGAGCACAAUGGGGGAUCUACGACGCCUUCAAAGUUUUUGUUGGAUUGCCUACAACAGGUGGUGCAGCACCGACAGCACCGUCACCACCUAAGCAGCAAGAUAAUGAGAAAGGUCGCAAAUAAAAAAGAUAUGUUUUGUUUUGA